AUGGGCUUCCGCUUGGCUCUGGCAUGGACACUCCUGGUUGGGCCAUGGAUGCCCAUGGGAGCUCGGAACUCCAUUUCAUGGGAGGUGCAGCGAUUUGAUGGGUGGUACAACAACCUCAUGGAGCACAAGUGGGGCAGCAAAGGCUCUCGGCUGCAGCGCCUGGUUCCAGCCAGCUAUGCAGAUGGUGUGUACCAGCCCUUGGGAGAGCCCCACCUGCCCAACCCCCGAGACCUUAGCAACACCGCCAUGAGGGGCCCUGCAGGGCAGGCCUCCCUGAGAAACCGCACAGUGCUGGGGGUCUUCUUUGGCUACCACGUGCUCUCGGACCUGGUGAGCAUUGAAAAGCCUGGCUGCCCAGCCGAGUUCCUCAACAUCCACAUCCCGCCCGGAGACCCCGUGUUCGACCCGCACAAGAGCGGGGACGUGGUGCUGCCCUUCCAGAGGAGCCGCUGGGAUCCCAACACCGGACAGAGCCCCAGCAACCCCCGGGACCUGACCAACGAGGUGACGGGCUGGCUGGACGGCAGCGCCAUCUAUGGCUCCUCGCACUCCUGGAGCGACGAGCUGCGGAGCUUCUCCGGGGGGCAGCUGGCGUCGGGGCCCGACCCCGCCUUCCCCCGCCAGGCGCAGGACCCGCUCUUCAUGUGGACGCCGCCCGACCCUGCCACAGGGCAGCGCGGACCGCAGGGGCUGUACGCCUUCGGGGCGGAGCAAGGGAACCGCGAGCCCUUCCUGCAGGCGCUGGGCCUGCUCUGGUUCCGCUACCACAACCUGUGCGCGCAGAAGCUGGCCCGCGAGCACCCGCUCUGGGGGGACGAGGAGCUCUUCCAGCACGCGCGCAAGAGGGUCAUCGCCACCUACCAGAGCAUCACUAUGUAUGAGUGGCUGCCCAGCUUUCUGCGGAAAAUGCCACAGGAGUAUGCAGGAUACCGCCCUUUCCUGGACCCCAGCAUCUCCCCAGAGUUCCUGGCAGCCUCUGAGCAGUUCUUCUCCACCAUGGUGCCCCCUGGCGUCUACAUGAGAAACGCCAGCUGCCACUUCCAGGGGGUCAUCAAUAGGAACUCAAGUGUCUCCAGAGCUCUCCGGGUCUGCAACAGCUACUGGAGCCGAGAGCACCCAAACCUACAAAGAGCUGAAGAUGUGGAUGCGCUGCUGCUGGGUAUGGCCUCCCAGAUUGCUGAGCGAGAGGACCACAUGGUGGUUGAGGAUGUGCAAGAUUUCUGGCCUGGGCCACUGAAGUUUUCUCGCACAGACCACCUGGCCAGUUGCCUGCAGCGGGGCCGGGAUCUGGGCCUGCCCUCUUACACGAAGGCCAGGGCAAGACUGGGCCUUCCUCCAGUUACCAGAUGGCAGGACAUCAACCCUGCACUCUCCCGGAGUGAUGGCAUUGUGCUGGAGGCCACAGCUGCUCUGUACAACCAGGACCUGUCCCGGCUGGAACUACUCUCUGGGGGGCUCCUGGAGAGCUAUGGGGACCCUGGACCCCUCUUCAGCACAAUUGUCCUCGAUCAAUUUGUGCGACUGAGGGAUGGUGACCGUUACUGGUUUGAGAACACCAAGAAUGGGCUAUUCUCUGAAAAAGAGAUCGCAGAGAUCAGAAACACUUCCCUACGGGAUGUUCUAAUAGCUGUUACCAACAUGACCCCUGGUGCCCUGCAGCCCAACGUCUUUUUCUGGCAUGCUGGAGACCCCUGCCCACAGCCAAGACAGCUCAGCACCGAGGACCUGCCAGCCUGUGCUCCCCUCAUCAUGCGGGACUAUUUUAAAGGCAGUGGAUUUGGCUUUGGGGUCACCAUUGGGACUCUGUGCUGCUUCCCCCUGGUGAGCCUGCUCAGUGCCUGGAUUGUUGCCCAGCUCCGGAGGAGAAAUUUUAAGAGGCUCCAGGUCCAGAACCGCCAGAGCAUCAUGUGUGAGAAGCUCGUGGGGGGCAUGAAAGCACUGGAAUGGCAGGGCCGCAAGGAGCCCUGCCGGCCUGUACUUGUGCACCUGCAGCCAGGCCAGAUCCACGUGAUGGAUGGCAGGCUCUCCGUGCUCCGCACCAUCCAGCUGCGGCCCCCGCAGCAGGUGAACCUCAUCCUGUCCAGCAACCACGGACGCCGCACCCUGAUGCUCAAGAUCCCCAAGGAGUAUGACCUGGUGCUUCUGUUUGACCUGGAGGAGGAGCGGCAGGUGAUGGUGGAAAACCUUCAGAGCGCUCUGAAGGAGAGUGGGCUGAGCUUCCAGGAGUGGGAACUUCGGGAGCAGGAGCUGAUGAGGGCAGCUGUGACGCGGGAGCAGCGGAGUCACCUCCUGGAGACCUUUUUCCGGCACCUCUUCUCCCAGGUGCUAGACAUUGACCAGGCGGAUGCAGGGGCCCUGCCCUUGGACUCAUCACAGAAGGUGCGGGAGGCCCUGGCAUGUGAGCUGAGCCGGGCCGAGUUUGCUGAGUCCCUGGGCCUCAAGCCCCAGGACAUGUUUGUGGAGUCCAUGUUCUCUCUGGCUGACAAGGACGGAAAUGGCUACCUGUCCUUCCGAGAGUUCCUGGACAUCCUGGUGGUCUUUAUGAAAGGCUCCCCCGAGGAGAAGUCGCGCCUCAUGUUCCGCAUGUAUGACUUUGAUGGGAAUGGUCUCAUUUCCAAGGAUGAGUUCAUUAGGAUGUUGAGGUCCUUCAUUGAGAUCUCCAACAACUGCCUGUCCAAGGCCCAGCUGACCGAGGUGGUGGAGUCCAUGUUCCGGGAGGCUGGCUUCCAGGACAAGCAGGAGCUGACAUGGGAGGACUUCCACUUCAUGCUGCGGGACCAUGACAGCGAGCUCCGCUUCACACAGCUCUGUGUCAAAGGGGUGGAGGUACCUGAAGUCAUCAAGGACCUCUGCCGACGAGCCUCCUACAUCAGCCAGGAGAAGCUCUGUUCCUCUCCCAGAGUGAGCGCUCACUGUCCCCGCAGCAAUGUGGAUGUCGAGGUGGAGCUGACACCAUGGAAACUGCAGUGCCCCACAGACACAGACCCUCCCCAGGAAAUUCGACGGAGGUUUGGCAAAAAGGUAACAUCGUUCCAGCCCCUGCUGUUCACCGAGGCUCACCGAGAGAAGUUUCAACGUAGCCGUCGUCACCAGACAGUGCAGCAGUUCAAGCGCUUUGUGGAGAACUACCGGCGCCACAUCGGCUGCCUAGCCGUGUUCUACACCAUCGCUGGGGGCCUUUUCCUGGAGAGGGCCUACUACUACGCCUUUGCAGCUCACCACAUGGGCAUCACAGACACCACCCGUGUGGGCAUCAUCCUGUCACGGGGCACAGCAGCCAGCAUCUCUUUCAUGUUCUCUUACAUCCUGCUCACUAUGUGCCGCAACCUCAUCACCUUCCUGCGAGAGACCUUCCUCAACCGCUACGUGCCCUUCGACGCCGCUGUGGACUUCCAUCGCCUCAUUGCCUCCACUGCCAUCAUCCUCACAGUCUUACACAGUGCAGGCCAUGUGGUGAAUGUGUACCUCUUUUCCAUCAGCCCACUCAGCGUCCUCUCCUGCCUCUUCCCUGGCCUCUUCCAUGAUAAUGGGUCUGAGUUCCCCCAGAAGUAUUACUGGUGGUUCUUCCAGACCGUACCAGGCCUCACAGGAGUCAUGCUGCUCCUGAUUCUGGCCAUCAUGUAUGUCUUUGCCUCCCACCACUUCCGGCGCUGCAGCUUCCGGGGCUUCUGGCUGACCCACCACCUAUACAUCUUGCUCUACAUGCUGCUCAUCAUCCAUGGCAGCUUCGCUCUGAUCCAGCUGCCCCGCUUCCACAUCUUCUUCCUGGUCCCAGCACUAAUCUAUGUGGGGGACAAGCUGGUGAGCCUGAGCCGGAAGAAGGUGGAGAUCAGCGUAGUGAAGGCGGAGCUGCUGCCUUCAGGAGUGACCCAUCUGCAGUUCCAGCGGCCCCAAGGCUUUGAGUACAAGUCAGGACAGUGGGUGCGGAUCGCCUGCCUGGCUCUGGGGACCACGGAGUACCACCCCUUCACACUGACUUCUGCACCCCACGAGGACACACUUAGCCUGCACAUCCGGGCCGCAGGCCCCUGGACAACCCGCCUCAGGGAGAUCUACUCACCUCCAACAGAUGAGAACUGUGCCAAAUACCCAAAGCUGUACCUCGAUGGACCGUUUGGAGAGGGCCAUCAGGAGUGGCAUAAGUUCGAGGUGUCAGUGUUGGUAGGAGGGGGCAUUGGGGUCACCCCCUUUGCCUCUAUCCUUAAAGAUCUGGUCUUCAAGUCAUCAGUCAGCUGCCAAGUUUUCUGUAAGAAAAUCUACUUCAUCUGGGUGACACGGACCCAGCGGCAGUUCGAAUGGCUGGCUGACAUCAUCCGGGAGGUGGAGGAGAAUGACCACCGGGACCUGGUGUCUGUGCACAUCUACAUCACCCAGCUGGCUGAGAAGUUUGACCUCAGGACCACCAUGCUGUACAUCUGUGAGCGGCACUUCCAGAAGGUGCUGAACCGGAGUCUGUUCACGGGCCUGCGCUCCAUCACCCACUUUGGCCGCCCUCCCUUUGAGCCCUUCUUCAACUCCCUGCAGGAGGUCCACCCACAGGUCCGGAAGAUUGGGGUGUUUAGCUGUGGCCCCCCUGGCAUGACCAAGAACGUGGAAAAGGCCUGUCAGCUCAUCAACAGGCAGGACAGGACUCAUUUUUCUCACCAUUAUGAGAACUUCUAGGCUUCCUGCCCAGGGCUUCUGCCUACUGCCCAGAUGGGCAGCAGUCUGACCCUAUACCUUACCUCUAUAUUUCCUGUUCCUGGCUCCCUAAGCCAUCUCCCCAUUCCCAACUCCCCACCUUGGUCCAGGUGGCCAUGGUCAGUCACCCCACGUGGGUUCAGAAACUUCCAGACUGGACAAAUGCAAGGCACUGCAUGGGGACUAAGGGUUGGGAGGUAGGAGAGCUGCUAUUAUUGCUUUGGGGUAAAGUGGCACAUCUUCUUCCAAAAUAAGGAAAAAACCUCAAAAGACUGGAAAGUGUGUGUGUGUGUGUGUGCGUGUGCCUGUGUGUGUGUGUGUGUGUGUAGGGGACUGUGAGCCUGAGGAUGAAGUGAGAGCACAGAUGCUGGCAUCUUAAAACCCCUUUCCCCAAAUCUCCCCUCCUCUGGGCCCCCACUGUCAAAAGGACUGACAAAUGCCUUAGAGAGCGUAGAGGGUAGACCCACAGAGAGCAAUUUACGGGAACCCCCUUGUACCCUAUUCUAAGAACACAGUUGAUCUUUUCUCCUGUUAAACAUGUACUGUAGUCAGAA
Molecule: messenger RNA, 5234 nt
Organism: Phacochoerus africanus (Common warthog)
Lineage: Eukaryota; Metazoa; Chordata; Mammalia; Artiodactyla; Suidae
Gene: DUOX1
Product: dual oxidase 1
Exons: 34
Coding region: 1-4662 (1553 amino acids)
Biological process (GO): response to oxidative stress; superoxide anion generation; defense response
Cellular component (GO): plasma membrane; NADPH oxidase complex
Molecular function (GO): heme binding; calcium ion binding; superoxide-generating NAD(P)H oxidase activity
Source: RefSeq, a predicted model, not a curated record